AUGGUCCCUGUAGCGCGAAAUAUGUAUCGUCUGUUUCGUUUCAACUUUUCAGAAAGCGUUUUUUUUUCUUUUGCAGGAAAUCUUCGUUAGAUUGUGGAACGGUAGGUCCACAACUCGCUUCCACCGUGAAGAUGUGGCGAUCGAAGGCGCAAGGGGUAGGUAUUCACUUCAUUGAAGGUUUUUUCUUAGUGUUGUAUUUGGAUAUUGAAAGCUUAUCUUUCUGAAAUGAAGCCACUUUUGUUUUACUCUUCACAUUUACUAGUUUACUCGCAGUGAAGGGGUGAGAAAUCCCUCGUGUGUGUGUGUUUUUUUUUUCAAGAAACUGCGACAGACAAUUGCUUUUCCCAUUCUCUUCCUGUUUGAUUGUAGCAGAGUUUAUGCAUUAUUUCUUUUGCUCUUGUGCACUUGCUGCGCUUUGAAAUGUUUUAAUCAGGCUUCCCUCCAGAUUCAGAUGAUAAGAUCUAAAUUUUAGGCUAAAGUAUUGGAAAUGAGUUAAGCUCGUAUUUUAUCGACGUGAAACUUCGAUCUCGAUGACUGCCUUCUUUAAAUCUUCUAUUUUUCAAUGGGUUUUUCUCAGCAAAUUUGAUUUUACGAUGUUCCUCGUUCUAUAAGAAAAACUCUAUCGAAGAAAAAGUUGAGGAUCUCUGAAAAAGUAUUUUUUCAAAACACAAAUACGAGAAGAAGAGAUCAAAACAUUUUUUUGAAAUUACUUCUAUUAAAUUAGUAAUAGUUCGAGAAAAACUCGAUGGAAGAAUAUGAUUUGAUUGGUUUUUAUUGCAAUGAGACGCUCUCGAAUUUGAGAGAGGUUUGAGUGCGUUUUUUGGAGCUCUCGCGAGUUGGUUUACGUGUCCUCGUUUUGAAUACCUGCGCAUAUAUCCGAGCCGAUGUCGUCGACCAAACUCCAACCCUUCGCAGGCAAUCCAUAGCCAGGCUCCCACUGACUUGAAUCUCAAAUUAAGUGCAUCCACGAUUCGCCGAGAGAAACUCGAAAAUUUAUUAAAUGCAAUUCGCUAUUCUUGGGUUUUCAAGACAAAACGUUUUUAGAUAAUAAUUCACUCAUUAAAUGACUUUAAUUAUCGAAGUUCAACUUUUCCUGGAGUUCUAAACUCGCGCGGUGGAUGACUCUUCCAAGAUUGAAAGUUUUUACUUCAUCCGGGUCUUGUUUUUCGGCCAACUAAAGCCCGAGCAGGCAACAAUAACUUUUCCUCUGCGCUAAUCCGACUUUUGUCGACCGAUUUUCUCAUAAGGAAUUUUUUUUCAGAAUUCUCCCAGCUUCAUCCUUUUUUUUUGAGUCGUUUUUUCCCUGCCUUGAGUUUUUUAAAGGCUCCUUUACCACCAUUUAUGCCUUUCCACGCAUUUUUCUUUUCGGCUUUUUCAGUCAUUUUAUGUAUAGCUGCUUUUGAAUAAGAUUGUUCACUUGCGUUUCUCUCACUCUCUAUCACGAAAACCUCUUUUUAGAGCUUGAAUCUCAUUAACAUCAGCUUCUAAAGUUUUGCGUAAGUUCGAAUCCGCUGUGCACUGAAAAUUGUGAGUAAUAAGCAAAAAUGUAUUGAAACAUUGGAAAGUUCUAAAAAAUGUACCUCUUUUUGUAAAAUCCAUUCAAACUAACUUUUAAAUUUUCAUUAUAAACUUUUUUCAACCCUAUUUGACUUACAGUUUCUCAAAUAAGAAAUGCGGUGCUUUAUAAUGGAAUCACCUGGGAAUGAGCUUCAUAUUUGAAAAUUUUGUUUUGAUUUGAAAAAAAAAAUUGUAGGCUUUCGACGACGGUAAUUAAAGCAUAAGUACAUUACAGACUUAUUAUGUCGGGCAUCACUCCAUUUUCGCAUUCAAUUUCCUUCGUUCUUCUGUUAUCUUGCUAAAGUGAUGCUGCAGUAUGCUGGCCGAUCAUCUUUUGACGCGGAUCGGCAGUCUCCGAAGUCUCUCGCCGGUUCGCCUCAGGAGCUCGACGUCCUCAACCUCUUCUCCAGCUCCACUUUCCGCCAAAAUUCCCGCCUUCCAGGUUGAGCUUCUUCAGAUGUUGUCUCGAUAAUUCUUUCUCCUUCUCCUAUUUCUAACCGCAGCGUUUGACGCUUCGGAGCAAUGUUUUGUUUGACAAUAAGUCAUCCUAUAGGGAAUAUUAUUUUUCUUCCUUCUUUUUGGGUGCCACGAAGCAACAUAGAUAUAAAUAUAUUUUUUUCGAAAUAUCUCGAAAAAUUUCGAACGAGAGGUAGAAACAGUUAAGAAGGAAUUUUCGCAAAAACCCUAAUAUUUCCCUAAGAUUUUUCUCUGAGGUGUGCAUUUUUACAUUAGGCCGUGAAAAAAUUCUUGAAAACGCGCGUAAAACAGAAAAAUUUCUGAUGAAGCCAAUAUUGCGCCACAUCUUCGUCAGUCUAUUUCUAGCACACUGUUUUCUCAGGAUAUGUGAGUAUAAAAUUUUUUGUUAUUUUCCGUGUGUCAGCCGUGGAGGGUAAAGAGAGAGAGAGAGAGAUUAGAGAGAUUAAUUUUUUUUUUUUUCGCAAUAUCUACUCUUCACAUAGUCUUCCGCCACCUCUAGAGCCAAAUAAUUUGGGUUGACUUAAUGUUCAUGAUAGAUUCACGAAUAUAUUCAGUUCGAACCCAUCAAAGCUUCCGAUAUAAAAAUUAAAAACAUGAAAUGAUUAAUAACUUGAUCUUUUAAGCUUUAAAGAAAUAAUAAAAAUGAAUAACUGCGAAAAAGGUGUUUGAAGUGCAAAUGACCUUCAAGAGAAGCUAAAGACCAAAAAAUGAUGAGAAAAUGGGAAGUUUCUUAAUUUAAGCCUCUGCGUAGAUUUGAAUUUUUCGAAAACUCUUUUAUUGCUUUGUUUUUUCAUUCGAAGUUGCAUUUCAUAUUAAUUGUAUUGUUCAGAGUGCAAGGGAAAAAGAGUAAUGUGAUUCUAUCUAUUUACACACCAUGAGUUCCAGUUCUCACAUUGAUUUUGAGAGAGAGAGAGCGAGGGAGACGAGAGAAAUGAAUGUAACCACUUUGUGGGUUUUUGUCAUUUUUUUGACCAAUGUUUUAACAUAUUCUUCUUUUUUGAAAACUCAAGGAAAAGCGAUAAUUCGAAAGAUUUAUUUUUAUUUUUAUUUUCAAAACAGGCAUAAUAAAUAAAUAUUGGCCUCGUUGUGUGUAUCAAUUUUUGACUCGGAAGCUUAUUUGCCACGCAGAGAACAGAUGAUUUUCGUGGCAAAACAGUGGCUUUCAUGGUUAUUGGAGCGGCGCUCCAAGGAAAAAGUAAACAUUGGAAGUUGGGGCCGCCUUUUGCGGGAUUCAGUUGUGUACAUGCGUGUGGCCACUCCUUCCAAUCAAUUAGCCGCCGGCUAUUCUUCUUUUCAUUCUUCAUUUUUUUUUUCGUUUUUUGUUUCUGAGAGCAGCUGAGAUCAUCACUGCUUCAUAUCUAACCUCAUACCUCUUGAUCACAUGAGCGUGUUUUUUUGCACUUCAGAAUUUGAAGUACUUGAAAAAAAGAAGAUGAAUAUUUUUAUAACUAUCUUUCGUUCACUUUUUUUGAAAUUUUCAUCUGAUGUUUAUAAAACAUAUAAACUUAUAAAAAGGAGGGACGCCACUAGUUCACAUGAAUAGCGCAAAUGGAAAUCGGGGAGACUCUCGUCAAAAAAAGAUCUUUUUUUAAAUUUCUUUUUGCAGCUUUUUGAUUUUUCAUUUUUCAACUUCAGUUUUUUUGAAAAGUUAUCCUUUUUUUAUCAGGUUUAUGACUCAACUUUUGAAAUCAUUUGUAACAUUUUUUCAAGUUAGCAUCUCCAGCAUUCAUUUCUUCCCCAAUUAUGGGGAAACAAUGCAUUUUCGAAGAGAGAAGCGUCCUUUGUAAAUCCAGCACGUGUCGAGUCAAGAUCUUCAGCAAACACGCUAUCAUAUGGAUUCUUGAGACUCCUUUAUUGCAGUUCCGCGUCUCGUGCCAAAUUCCACAAACUGCAAGAGUUUUUUUGUUGGUUCGAUGUACUGGGACUUUCGGUUCAUUUACAGACAAAACGCAUGUUUUUGCUGUGAACCAACUUCUUCUUCUUCUUCUUGUGUGUGGUGCAUUGCAUGAUUGAAUUUGUUGCGUUUUUCUCCAUCGUCUUCCUUUUGGCUCAAAAGAUGUCUCUGCACGUUUUCACUCUCUAAUACGUAUUCUGCGUUUUGUGUGACCAAGUGGUUGGUUUCAACGCAGAAAACCUCUCAUUUCCGUUCGGCUCGUGUUCGUUUUCUUGGCCCAAUUCUCAAUUUGUUCAACUCUUUCUUGUUCACUUCGCGAGCAGCUUCAAGCAAGUUUGUUGGCUAUUCUCAGUGGCAAUCCGUCGUUAUGGCACGGAUGAGUAUUCAUUAUCAACUUGGUUUUUGGUCUUUCCGAUGGCUCUAUCGACGGAGGUUGCUAUAGGUGCCGAGAUUGUCCAGAAGCUUUCUUCUUUGCAAAAUAAAAUUUUACGAACUUGUUUUUUGCUAGCUUCUACAUUGAUUCAGAGAAACGAUCGAUAUGAUAUCGAAAAAAAGGAGUCUUCAAAAGCCGCAAAUUUCGAGACGUGCGAAUAAUUUGGGACAAAACACUUUUCCGAUGUUAUCAUGGUGUUCUGUUGUGAAUUUUGCGCGGCUUCCAGUUCACUUCUAUUGAUUACCUUUUACGUUCUUUCGGGACGAAAACAAUCGUCUUUGUAGUUUUGUUCACAUUCAAUCGUGUACUGAGAUUCAGAAAUUGCGAGUCUUUUUUCGACCUUACGAGAUCGCCUACGUUUUAAAGGAUCGAUUUAAUUGCGCCGUUAUCCAUUAGAACAGGAAAAUUGGCUUAAUAAUUCAUUAAAAAAUUUUUCUAGGUUUUUUCGAGCGUUCAGUACACAUAAAACAUGGUCUCUCCAGAAUCUCUUGCAGCGGUGUUCGAAAGCGCAUAAGAUUCAAACGUCGUAAAUAAAACUAGAUGUAUAUUUUUAGGGAAUGAAAAAAGAACACAGAAUGGCAGUUCAUUUAUUUACCAAACCAAAUCCUAACUGGAAAAUGUUUUUGCCUCGAGAUCUUUAUAAAUUUUGUCUAUUUUCCUUCAAAACAUCAGCGAGGAUUUUCCUGCAGAUAACCAUGUUCAAUCCCAAAAAUGUUUAACACGGACUGGAUUUAAUCAAUCUGUUGAACAAUUAUCUUCUCGUAGAAUGCGAAAAGAAAAUUGAAAACGAAGCUUCAUGAUUCUGCUUUUAUUUCAAACUGAAAUAUAUUGUCAGAAUUUGAUAAAGCUAUUAAAAAUAGCGUUAAGAAUUCGUUUGGAAAUAUAUUUGCGUUGAUAAGCGCGCCUCCUUGGAAGUUGCGUAGAGCCGGAAAGAGUUCUGAGGCCGCCUCCAUGUGCGUGCACUGCUUGUUUCAGAACAAAAACCCAUUCAGCGCCUCUCCACAUCUUCCUCCUCUUCUUUCAUUUUCUUUCUUUUUUUGCGCCAAGUAAUGAGUGCGCAGAAGACUGACUGAUUAUCUAUAUUUUUCAUAGCUUUUGAAACUUCUACGAAAAUUAAUGAAUUAGUCUAUGCAAAAUUUGCGUAAAAAAUAAUUCCAAAGUUAUUUUCUGUGUUUUUGUGAAAAGCUAGCAGUGAGUGAAUUAUAAUGACGCGUCGAAUGUUAUUUCCCGAUGCGUUUCUUUUGGAAAGAAUUGAUACAAGAAGUCACAGACAUUGGGGAAAAGAUAAAAAGAUUGAAGGGAUUUUUUUUCAUUGUAGAGAGGGGGAAUUCCUUCUACUCUAACUUCACUCAAGAGAUAGAAAAUCAAAGAAGAAUAUCUCAUUAGGUUUUUUUUGGUUUAAAAACGCACUUCAAAUAACUCCUCCAUCAUGAUAUUUCGGCAGUUCACGCUUUUUUCAAUCAACUUUUUUUUUCCGUUUCCCACUUCUAUGAAUUCUGUUUGAACCCUCAGCAAGACAUUGGUUCUAUAACUGCGCAACAAGAUCACUCAAAAUUUUUUAUUUCUAAAAAAAAAUGCUUUCAUUGCGUAAAAUUUCGAAUUUCGUCUAUUAUAUGAGCAAAAGCAAAGAUUUCAGAUGGAGUACACAGUCGGCGGCGCCGAUUCUUUGGAAAGAAUAGCUGCCGCCCAUGACUGCACCGUCGGCGAACUCAUGAAGCUCAACAAAAUGGGUUCCCGCAUGGUGGGCCAUUCAUUUCUCCUUCCUUUUUUGUCUUUGUUGCUUUCUCUUUCCUGUUCACGUGCCUUUUCCUUCUUUUUCUUCGAAACAAUGUUUUUUCUUCUCUUUUCUCUGAUAUAAUCAAUAGUUCAAUCAGUAGAAGUGACAUGAAACUGGGAAAUGAGUUUUUUCCAUGCGAAUGAAUUUGUUGUUUCAGGUGUUUCCGGGUCAGAAAAUCCUGGUUCCUCUGCCGAAUUCAGACGACGUCUUCCAUCCGCCACCAGCAGCCGAAAACUCCACAAAAGGCAGUGGCAAGCUGAUUUCCGGCAGUGAAAAUGCUGGUUUGCUUCUCAUUCUCUGUUUUUUUUUUCUAAAAUCGGAGAAGUAGCUAUCUUCCAACAGUCGGAGAAGGUUCGCAGCUAUUUCUUUUCGAGUUUUCGGGUUUUAGCUCCAGAAGUCAUUUUGUCUUUUUUAAAUCUGCAUAAAACGUGAAAAUUUCUGAUUUCUUUGCAGUAAAUUUCAAAAUUUCUCAAUUUUUUGAUGUUCGGUAUGUUUUUUACUGAAAAAAAGCUUCUCAUCACCUGAAAGAAGCUAUCAAAUAAAAAAAGAAUUUUCUCGGUGUCAAUUUCAGUAUUUAUUCGAGUCACCAAUGUCUCCCUUAUUUUCCACGACAGUUGCUUGACGGGAAGAAGAUUGUUUGAAAAUCAUUGGAUUGAUUUUCUAGAACAACUAAGUUUUUGAGAGGAUGUUCUUUGCAGCGGACGGGAUUCGGAAAGGACCCGGCGGGGCGGUUCCGGCCGGGGCCAGAGGCAACUCUCUGACUAAGACGCACAGCGCUCCGGUCUCCGGCAGAAGUCGGGCAGCUUCUGACGACGUCGACACGGACUGUCUCCAAAGAUUCUUGAAGAUCAAAGUGAGCCGUUUUCCAUGGUGGAGGGACUCAGUUGCUUUUCUCAAGGGUUUCUGUUUAGAGAUCCAAUUUUUUCGUGAAAUACCUUAAUGGAUUAUGUGGAGAAAAAAAGCCCAUAAAAAUACUUUCUCGGCAGUUUCAAGGGUUGAAAUGAACAUUGUUCUAUACGAAAAAGUUGAAAUAAAGGAAGAGCAGACUUUGGCCAACUCUGAGAAACCUUUUAAUUUUUUUUUUCAUUUUAUGCUUCAACAUGAUUAAUUUUGCAGUUGUGCAAAUGAAAUAUGAACGUUUUCACCUCGAAAAUCAUAAGUGAUAAUCUAAAGAGAUUCAAAUAAAUCUAUGGAAAAUUCUCAUCACUAACCAAAGUUUGCUUCUUCCAAUUUUUACCCUUUGGAAAAAAAGUUUAAUUUGCUCCAAAUUUUUAUGCUUUUUACAAAUUUUCAUCAAACUGGAAAACUAGUUUCACGAAAAACCUUUCAUUUUUUGAUUUCUUUGUUCAACAGAUUAAAUAACUUGUAACAUUCAAAAGUUCUCUCAAGUUCACGCGCAAAUAUUAUAUUAUUUUUUUCUGGUUUUUCAAUGUUCACCAUGAUUGAGAAAUAAUCAGGCAACAAAAAAGAAACAACUUGACACAAACGAUACAUUUUCAAUGUUUUCCAUAUUCCAUAUGCGGUUGAAGGAAUACAAUUUUUGGUUAAGGUUCAUUAUUCUUGUUUUCUAAAACGUCGUCAUAGAAGAAGCAUGAAAAAAAAAAAGAAAUCAAAAAAGUGAUGAUCAGGGAAAAUUUGGGAUUUUCAUGCUAAAAGUCUUUUGCGCAAAGAGCCGACGUUCGCAAUGGAUAUGAAAAGUUAAAGCGUAUUUUCCACGAAAAUAGGAUUAAUAAGUUACCAGGUGAAACAAGUGACGGAGUCGGAUGGAACGGUCUCCGGGACGUUGUUGGUCACUCCGAACUGCUUGAUGUUCGACCCCGACGUUUCGCAUCCGCUGGUCAAGGAGAACGGUCCGGACCUCUACGGCAUGGUCGCCAAGUGAGAUUCUGCUCGCUGACGUCUUCUUCAGCUACAUUUCCAGCAUGGACGAGAUCGUGGCUGUCUCGGUCUACAAAGAGAUUGGAGGAUUGACAGGCGACACCAACGAGAAGAAACGCGACAUCUUCGACCCCGACCACGUCAGAACUCCGUCGGACAGUCCUCAGGUGGAUUUUUGCCCGUUAGAAUGCUUGGAAGUCGGAUUUGGGAAGUUUUUAUCCAUUUAGGUGAGGUUGCCAAAAAAUACUUAAUCAAAGGAGGAACUUGGAAGUUUUUUCUUGAAGCCUUCAAAAAAUUUAGAUUAUUUUUUUAUUUCAUAUCGAUCUGAGUAGUAUAAAAAGCUUCAAUUCAGCCACUUUCCAAUUUAAUCCUAUACACACCUAAUUUAAUAUUUUUCAAUACUGGAAAAGUAGUCAAACUUUCUGAGUAUGGUUUGACAUCUUCGUUAUUUUAACAUGAAUAAAACUUUUCAGCGUGAAGGUGGCGAGGAACCCGCAACGGAGCGUUCUGGUGAGCCUUUUCCAACUUUUGCAUCUUCAAAAAGAAUUGGUUUUUCAGCUGAAAGCCUUUUCGCUAAUAAAAAAGUUACAUUUGGAUAAGCUGUAUUGUUUCGCUGUCUCAAUUAUAUUUGAAAACGCCUAAAUGCGUUUCAACCGAUAAUAAUGAUACUGAAGCAAUAAUGAUGACGGAAAAUUGAAGAUUCCGUGCAGUUCUACACUCAGAACGACUCGGAUGCAGGAGGCGACAGCGGCGUCGAUGAACAGGUUCCUGCAUCGCAUUUCUCAGAAAUACAAAAUACUACUCUCUUGAAAUCGCUUCUUGCAUAGUACAUUCGCUGUAAAAUCUUCUAACUUGUCAAGAUACUGUCAGUACAAAGUUCAUGCUUCAUCCCCUACCAUAAUCCACAAAUCCGAAUCUUAUAUUCAUAUUUUCUUAGUUUGAACAAGUUACUUUUUUUUAACACAAUAUAUUUUUUUCGAAAAAAAAAAUGGUUUAUUCUCUUGUGGCCAUCGUCUGAUAAACUAGAGGAUGUCCUGGCUGAUUUCCAUAAAGUUUCCGGUAACAUUUAAAAACAAAAGUAAUGAUUUUCGGCGAAUUUAUAGAAAAGUCUUCACUUUUUUGUGUCAUAAGUUUUUGAAUUUCAGGCGGAAUACUCCUCAAAACCUGCGAGCGAAACGUUCUUGCCGGCAAUAACGGAAGAGUCGAACAAGCACGACUCUCCAGUCGAAGAGAAGGCGCGAGGAGAAGACGGAAGGAGAAAGAGAUCGGUAACAGUCGGAGAAGGUUCGCAGCUUCCCGCAGAAGAAGCAAAACAGAGAUUCGCAGCGACAGAAAACGCGAGCCGACGACGACGGUCGCCGCAGCCUUCGUGUUCGCAGGAAGAGCGGCCGCGGAGCUUCUCGGAACUCGACGCGCCGACCGACGCCCGCGGCAUCGGUCGCUUUUCCCCGAACGCCGCUCGUCGCUCUUUCGGCAAACUCGGCAGAACUCUCAGGUUCAUUCACGCCCCCCGAGACGGGCGGUGGAAACAAAAAGUAGAAGAUUUUGGCGUUAUUCACAGGAUUCCAUAAAAAGUAAAAAUAAAAAAAUUUCGGGCAUGCUGGAAAAGUCGGUUCGGUCAUUUUUUUUUUUUCGAAUGGCCUUUUUUGGAAAAUUUUGAAGUAUUUUUGUUCUAAAUUGAAAAUUACUUUGAAAACGGCAUUAAAACCUCAAUAAAGCCCAAAAAACGUUUCAAAGCUUGAAAACUUGAAAAAAUAGGCAUCAUAAAUUAGCGACCGAACCGACCGACUUUUCCAGCCAAAAUCUCGUUGUUCAGAAUUAAAAGGUUUUGCUUGAUAUGCCCUAUUUUUUUGAAAACUGUAAAUCUACGAUAAAAAAAGAUAAUAGCUAAAAAAAUAAUUGGGGAAAAAAAUUCGUCUAAGGGAUGGAUGAAGUUGUCUAAUCAUUUUUUUAAGUAAAAAGUCCGGAUAGCGCGGAUAUCAGUAAGGACUUCGGAAAUUCCCUGCAGCUUUUAUAGAAAUUGUUAAAAAGGUAAAAAAACAAUGAAGUUUUUUUGAAUAACUAUAAAUUUCGCGAUGAAUUUUUCUAUUUUUUUCAAUAUGUUUUUUAAAGAAACCCUGAAAGCUGAAAAAAACCUUAUUAAGUUUCAUAUCAUGAAUGAAUAUACACUCUUGAAAAAUUUUUCCUCUCAUCUGAAUUCAAAAUUGUUGUAGGUUCCAAGAACAAAAGCAGAUAUAUUAUCAGAGAAAUUUUGAAGAAAUGAAACAACCUAGAAAAAUUGACUAGAACUGAAGGAAUCACAGGAAAGCUCACAUCCGUCAACGAUCGGAAUGAUUCAUAAUUUUUUCUAAUUCGAUCAGGCUACGUAGAUUAUCUAGUUUUUCUAAAAAGUUAUCCUAACAAAAGAAAAAAAUUUCCGAUGAAAAAGAUGUAUCCAAAAAAGAGAAAGAAAAGAAGAUUGCUUUGAGCGCUGAAAGAAGGUUUUUAAACUUAUCGAGCUAGGAUUCCACAUCGAAUAAAAUUCUAUUUUUUUCAGCGCUCGAGCGAAAUCCAUACAAGGCACAGUGGCUCAGGGAGCGGAAAAGGUUGACUGGAUCCUCAGUUUUUCUUCCAAUUGCUCGGAAUUUCCAGAUGGCCGCCACGGCUGUCCAGGGCACCAAAACCGUCGCCCAUGGAGUCGUGACUCACACGAAAAGCGCAGCCGGUAUGACUUUGCCUCGAAAUUGAGUGGAAGCUGAGUUUUUUUUCAGACACUCUUCAUUGUGGAAUCGAAAAUGGCGUCAAGGUUGUCGGUGAACAGGCGAAGGUACAGUAGGAUCAGCUUCUUUAUUCCAACUUUUCGCCGAGAAGAUUUUUAGCCUAUUCUUUUGGUCUAGACCAUAUUCAAUUUCUUCUUUCGUUUUUUACAAGAAAUAACGUAAAAGAAGUCUUAAAUCCAUUCAAAAAUGAAAAUACCGAGCUCUAGCUUUUCAGAAUUCUCUUUGGUAGUAAAGUCAAAAUUUUGUCAAUGAAAGCCUCAGUUUUCUUUUUUUUCAAUCUUAUAUUCAGGUCGAGCAAUUUUUUUGAAAUUCUAGAGUUUUAAAAUUUUUUAAAAAGCUUUCUGUGUUUUUUUGUUCAUACUAAACAGUGAAAAAGAACGUUAAACUAAAAAAAAAACUUGAGUGACGGUAUUUUAUUUGAAAAAAAGAGAGUUGAAAUAAUUUAAUGUUAGAUAGCUAGGCACGUUAAGAACCAAAACGAGAACGUUUGAUUUUUAUAAUCUCUGCGAGCGUUUAGGCGGCUGCGGACGUGGCGGGCAGAGUCGUGGAUCGAGGACAAUCCUUGGUGAACGACGGUCUCAACGGCGUCACCGACCUGUUCAGCGUCGACGUCGAGGAGGUCGAUCUCUUUUGACAAAAACUACCUUCGACUUAGACUUAGCUAAAAAGGAGCAAAUGCCCGAGAUAAGAGAUUUCGAACCCUGUGAACAGUGCAAUAAGCCACCAUUUAUACUUUGAAUGCAAAAAUCGGAAACUCCUUCGAAAUAACUGCAUUUUCAACAUUGGGGCUGAAAAAUAAGCUCUUCCUCAAAUUUCAAAUUGAUUCUAAAUUUUUUUACUAUAAAAAAGUUGCGUUUCUUUUUUAAAUUAAUAAACGUUAUCACAAAAUUAAAGUUUUGGCGCCGGUGAGAUGAAAUUAAAAAAAAGUCCGUAUUUUUAUGAGAAUAAAGUAAAGAUUAUCAACAUUUCAAAGCGAAUGUUUCUUCUUUUUUUUUCGACAAAACUUUGUAAUUUUGAAAUUCCAGUUAAUAAUUCGACUUGCUCAUGGACGUCUUCUGAAAUGCGGUCGUUAAAAGAUUUCAUAAUAACGAAAUGUUUGCAGAAUUCGGAUGAGCGCAGUCCGAUGGUGAUCAAAAGAGAGCAAUCGUUGGCGAAACUCGAAGAUUUGCGACAGCGGACAAACGAAGCGAGGGAAAUUUCCCAGAAGGAAAACAAAAACAGCAUGUGAUUCUUAUGAGAAGAAAGUAGUGAUAAUCUGAAAAUUUGCAGCUUCUCCUGUGCCACGUCCACAGAUGAAAUGCCCGAUCUGUUCAUGUCUGUCGAUGAAAUCGUUGAGAAAACUCGCUCUAAGGUUCGCGUUUUUUUUUUCUGAUCCUUACUGAAGAAUGUAACUGUAGAGCGAGAAAUGGAAGCUUGUCGAAUAUUUUUCGUGAAUUCAGUUGACCAGCUCAAUCAUGAAAAUUUCAUGGCCUAUAUAGCAAAAAAACAGAAUAGCAAGAAAAAUUCGGUUGUUCAGUACCGCAUCCAUCAAGGUAAAAAAAAGUUUCUCAUGUGAUUUUCUGAAUGUUUUUAGCUGAAUUUUUUCUCUUUUUUUGCGUUAAUGAAAUCAAAAUCUCUUCUUUUGAAUAUGGUUCAUUUUACGAAUUUUUUUUUGAUGAGAAGCUCGGCUGAACUCAAGAAAAUUUUUGGGGUUAGGUAGCUGAACAUUAUUUGGGUGUUGUACAGAUUUUACAAAAUGGUGCAAUAAAACAAUCAAAGUUAUCUUUUAAUUUUGAGUCUUCUUAGACAUUCCAAAAUUUUUUUACCUGGAAAAAAUCAUUGCUAAAUUUGUUGGGGAUUUUUGAAGAUUUGCAAAAAUUAUCAUCGGAAUCGUCAAGAGUCUUUUUUAACGUUUCCUAGCUAAUCUAUAAACUUGAGCUCAUCAUUUCCCGAUAAAUGAGUAUUUUUAGAGCGAAGGCAACGCCCAGCCAAUGUUGCCCUUCUACAUGGCCGUUCGAUUGACAAGAAUGAAAAAAAGGAAAUCGCAAAGUGAGGCUUUUCCAGGAGUUUUUUUCGCUGAAAUUUCUUCCGCUUGGAAAAAAAUAUUUAAAGAGGACGAGGAAGUAGAACAUUUGUAGCUUCUACAAAAAAUAUCUCGCGCAUCGGAAAUAUGCAAAAAAGGAAAAGUAUGGAAUAGGAUUCUAAAAUAAUGCGAUACUUCGGAUAAUUCUCUCACCAGGGAACGUUUUUUACCCCCCGGUUGAACUUUUGCUGAAACUUUGCUGAAGUGUACUUUAGAACUUUAAGAUUCCAGAACAAAAAGAAAAUUUCUCGCAAUAGAUCUUGUUUCCGAGUUAUAGAGCUUCAAAGUGGGCAAAAUACGCAAAUUAGGCCAAAAAAGCGCUAUUUCGGGUUUUUAAAGUGUCCUAACUCGAAAACGAGAUCUAUUGCGAAAAAAUUUCUUUUUUUUUCUGGAAUCAUGGGGUUCUAAAGUACACUUCAGCAAAGUUUCAGCAAAAGUUCAACCGGGGGGUAAAAAACGUCAUCAUGACUUCUCUGAUUCAUCGAGACACUCGAUAAAAAUAAGCAGUGAUAGACAGAAUAAGCUGAAAAGAACAGUAACGUUACAUAGAAAAGUUGAAGCAGCCUUCUGCGAAAAAAAGAAUCAAACUGAAAAAUGUUUCAGGGAAUUGUAAAAGUCGUUUCUUAAAGUUAGAUUCAAAUCUCGUGAGGUUCAAGGAAAAGUGAAAAGGUCGAGCCUUGGAAGGAGCUUUUUCGCGAUCUGCGACUCUCCUUCCGCGCUUUGUUUUUCGCGCACAUCGAUCUUCGGGGACCCACGCGACUUUUCAGCCUCAAAUUUCACCUCUUUUCAGGAUAACUCUGGAUUUUGUUUUGCAGGAUCUUCGCCCAGCUCGUUCUCGUCGUCUUACGAGGAAGACAUAAACUUUGGAAAUAAAUUGAAACGCGAAUUCUGGUAGGUUGGCCAGAGGUUCUCAUUCUCAAUCGUUGCCCUUUCGAAAUGUUUCAUAUUGGCAAAGACUGACAUAAAAUACUAGUGAUUUCGACCAAGUUCAAAUCGAGUGUUUAUAUUACUGGAUGGGUCAUUUGUACAAAUUUUUCUGUAGAUUUAUUGGCAAAUAAGAGAAAAACUAUUAUUAAAUUUUUUUGACUUCCUGGCAUCUACCAAUAUUAAAAAUCUAACAGAACUUUUUUUGGUUUGGAAAAUUAAAAUAAGUCCGGCGCAAGUGUUCGACGGCUCCUUUUGACCUCAAAGUAUCUUUUCUAGAAAAAUAGGAAACUGGUGGUUCGGACUUGCAGGAUUUUGAUCUGGUGCCUCAGGAAGUGUUCUGGCCAAUUUUUAGAAAACUUCCGACCGCAGAGCAAAAUGGCAUUCCUUGUUAAAUAUAGGCUUUCAACUUUUUCUAGUUCAUUUAUUUAUUCAUUUUUUUCGCACCUAGAUAUUCUGUGGCAAUGCUGGAUGAGAACCAAAUGACAAUUGUUCAAGUUGUUUCAAACGAUUCUCUCUAUUGUAGUUCUCUUAACUUUGCGACUCUCCUUCUGAAUUUAUUUGUACAUCCUCGAUAACUUUAAAUUUCCUAAAUAUUCAGGUUUGCGAUUCCGCGGUCGAAGGCAGACCACAUCUACCACUUCCUUCUGCAGUGGACGCCGGAGAAGUACGGGCUGGUGAGUGGAUCCUUCAGUCCGCGAACCUUUCCUUCUUUCGCAGGACACGACGCUCAGCUCGACUCACAACACGUCGGACAAGGGCUUCAUCGUGCUGGACUCCAAAGCCGACGAAUCUCUUUCCGGUCCGUUUUCUCUUCACCAGUUUCUGACAGGAAACCCAAGGAAAAUGAACGAAUAA
Molecule: messenger RNA, 14619 nt
Organism: Caenorhabditis auriculariae
Lineage: Eukaryota; Metazoa; Nematoda; Chromadorea; Rhabditida; Rhabditidae
Source: the annotation of a GenBank genome assembly